Molecule: messenger RNA, 759 nt
Organism: Metopolophium dirhodum (rose-grain aphid)
Lineage: Eukaryota; Metazoa; Arthropoda; Insecta; Hemiptera; Aphididae
Exons: 10
Source: RefSeq, a predicted model, not a curated record
AUGGCCAACUGUAGAUUUAAUAAGAAGAAGAAGAAAAAGAAGGGAGAUAAACAAAUGGUACAAUAUUAUGAAGAUUCAAUACACAAUAAAGCUCCAAUGAAUGUAGAGAAGUUUUAUGUUGAGUCCUUUCAUGCCAAUUACCAGCAUUUGAAUAAAAACGGAACAAGGGGUUAUAAUUUAAACGAAGAUGAAUGGACACAAAAAGUUCCUAUUGACGAUGCCUCUGCAGAUUGCUCUUUGGUUAUGAAAAAGAAGAAGAUAAAGAAGGGAGAUAAACAAAUGGUACAAUAUUAUGAAGAUUCAAUACACAAUAAAGCUCCAAUGAAUGUAGAGAAGUUUUAUGUUGAGUCCUUUCAUGCCAAUUACCAGCAUUUGAAUAAAAACGGAACAAGGGGUUAUAAUUUAAACGAAGAUGAAUGGACACGAAGAGUUCCUAUUGACGAUGCCUCUGCAGAUGGCUCUUUGUUAGUGCAAAAUGAAGAAGGUGCGAUUAAUGAUAAAACUACAUUGAAUUUUGAUAAGUUGUACGAUGAGAUGAACGGACAAGAAGGAUUCCUUUUGGUGAUGCCUCUGAAGAUGGUACAAUAUUAUGAAGAUUCAAUACACAAUGAAGCUCCAAUGAAUGUAGAGAAGUUUUAUGUUGAGUCCUUUCAUGCCAAUUACCAGCAUUUGAAUAAAAACGGAACAAGGGGUUAUAAUUUAAACGAAGAUGAAUGGACACAAAGAGUUCCUAUUGACGAUGCCUCUGCAGAUUGCUCU